Molecule: messenger RNA, 1596 nt
Organism: Dryobates pubescens (Downy woodpecker)
Lineage: Eukaryota; Metazoa; Chordata; Aves; Piciformes; Picidae
Gene: HSDL2
Product: hydroxysteroid dehydrogenase like 2
Exons: 11
Coding region: 93-1370 (425 amino acids)
Cellular component (GO): mitochondrion
Source: RefSeq, a predicted model, not a curated record
UUCGCCGCCGCGGCGGCUGCGCGAAGCGGGGAGGCGCUAGCGGCUCUUCCGAGCCUGCUCGCCGCCCCUGUGUAGCCGCUGUGCUCGUCGCCAUGCUGCCCAACACCGGGAAACUAGCUGGAUGCACUCUCUUCAUCACGGGCGCAAGCCGUGGCAUUGGCAAGGCCAUUGCUUUGAAAGCUGCCAAGGAUGGAGCAAACAUUGUGAUAGCUGCCAAAACAGCUGAGACCCAUCCUACUCUUCCAGGGACUAUCUACACUGCUGCAGCAGAGAUUGAAGCGGCCGGAGGAAAGGCUCUGCCAUGCAUUGUUAACGUGAGGGAAGAGCAGCAGAUUAUCGAUGCUGUGGAGAAAGCUGUGAAGACGUUUGGAGGGAUUGAUAUUUUGGUGAACAACGCAAGCGCCAUCUCUUUGACUGGCACUUUGGAAACGGAAACGAAGAAGGUCAAUCUUAUGAUGGAAGUCAAUGUACGAGGAACCUACCUCACGUCUAAAACGUGCCUUCCCUACUUGAAGAAAAGUAGGAACCCACACAUCCUGAACCUCAGCCCACCUAUGAAUAUGAAUCCUGUGUGGUUCAAAAACCAUUGUGCUUAUACCAUUUCUAAGUAUGGGAUGUCCAUGUGUGUCUUGGGAAUGGCAGAAGAAUUUAGAGGAGAAGUGGCUGUCAACGCUUUAUGGCCUAAAACAGCCAUACAUACAGCUGCUAUGGAUAUGCUGGGUGGAUCUGGAAUAGAAAAACAGUGCAGGAAAACAGACAUCAUUGCAGAUGCUGCAUAUUGCAUUUUAACAAAACCAAAAAGUUUCACUGGAAACUUCAUUGUUGAUGAAGACCUGCUGAGAGAAGAAGGAGUUAAGGAUUUUGAUGCCUAUGCAAUUGUGCCAGGUCAUCCCCUGAUGCCUGACUUCUUUUUGGAUGUUGAAGGUAACACGGCAGACAUUAAACAGGAAAGAUAUGGUAUUCCCCAAGGACCCAAAGGGGACAAGAAAUUAAGUGGAUCCCAACAGGAAGGACCGUCUGGAGCUAAGGCAUCGAAUCCUGUUGCAGAAACAUUCAGAGUUAUUCAGGGGACAAUGAAUGAAGAGUAUGUGAGAACCAUUCAGGGGGUCUACCAGUUUGAAUUAUCUGGUGAUGAUGGAGGCACUUGGUACAUUGACCUGAAAACCAAGAGUGGGAGUGCUGGUUUUGGCAAGCCUCCUGUGACAGCUGAUGUGGUUAUGAGCAUGUCCAGUACUGACUUUGUGAAGAUGUUCACAGGUAAACUAAACCCAACCAUGGCCUUCAUGUCAGGAAAAUUAAAGAUUAAAGGUAACAUGUCUCUAGCAAUAAAGCUUGAGAAGAUGCUGACGAAGCUUAACUCUAAACUAUGAGGGCAAACCCUCACUACCAGAACAGUGGCCUUUCAUAUAUGACUGCAAUCUGUUUCAAAAUAAUAAUCCUUGUUCUUCUCUGAUGUAAUAUAACAAGUAUAAAAUGUGAUAGUAAGAAGGAUAAACUGAGAUUUUUAGAGAAGAAAUAGCUGUCUAAAUAAGGUAAAGAGAUGUUUUCUGUAAUUAAACAAAGCCCUUAUUGACAAUACACAUCUUGAGGUGCAGA